UGGGCGUUUCACAUCUCCGCAUCCUUUUACUACCACCAAGUGUGAAGUUUCCACAAAAUCUGGAGAGACAAGAGAAGUGAAUCCAAAGGAAUUAAUUAAUUGUUAGUGGAAUGCGAUUCACUCUUCUUUCCCGUGCGCCUGCUCCUUUUCUUUCUACCGCCUUCCUUAAAUUCAAAUUCGUUGCACCUUCCGCAGCGACUUUCACUAGGGUUUCUCGCAUGGCCGCUUCACCUUCUUCCGCGGCGCUUCGCGACGGCGCUCCUUCCGCUUCCUCCGCCAUUGAUUUCCUCUCUAUCUGCCACCGCCUCAAGACAACAAAGCGAACAGGUUGGGUGCGAAAAGAUGUUAAGAAUCCAGAAUCUAUAGCCGAUCAUAUGUAUCGAAUGAGUUUGAUGGCUCUGGUUGCAUCAGAUGUCCCCGGUGUAGACCGAAACAAGUGCAUUAAAAUGGCUAUUGUUCAUGACAUUGCAGAGGCAAUUGUUGGGGACAUAACUCCAUUGGAUGGAGUUUCUAAAGCAGAAAAGAAUCAACGAGAACAGGCAGCACUAGAUCAUAUGUGUAAAGUACUUGGAGGAGGAUCUACAGCAAUGGAAAUAGCAGAGUUGUGGAUGGAGUAUGAAGCAAAUUCUUCCCCAGAAGCUAAAUUUGUCAAGGACCUUGACAAGGUGGAGAUGAUACUCCAAGCUUUGGAAUAUGAAGUUGAGCAGGGGAAGGAUCUGGAUGAAUUUUUCUGGUCAACUGCUGGGAAGUUCCAAACUGAAACUGGCAAAGCCUGGGCAUCAGAGAUAGUAUCGAGAAGGAAGAAUAAUAAAUAAACCUCCCAGUAUGGAUCUUCCUUUCAAUGGGAUAGGGAUAGGUGGGGCUGUAUUUGGUUUGUUGAUGUGGGUUUUAUGUUCUUUUGGUCACAUUGGCAUGAAUGGGCGUAAUAGAUGGUAGAGGGAUAAUAACAGCGGCAAGAUGGUACGGACCACCUAAGAAAAGAGAAAUUAAAGCUGUGCAUGAAGCAGCGUAUAGUGAAAUCCACUAGGAGAUUUAAUCUCACCAUAAUCAAAUUUGUUCAACUAUGUCUAACCAUCAUUAUUUAUUUAUCAUUCAAAUCAGUGGACUGAAACUAUUGUUGAACUUUAAAAAGAUAGAUUCCAUGAAUUUUUCUUGCUAUGGAAUAAAGCAGAUCUGGGAUCACUCUCUUCCCGUGUGCUGCAUAGAAGUAUUUUUCCCGA
Glycine soja is the source of this 1220-nucleotide messenger RNA. RefSeq names its product HD domain-containing protein 2-like. Gene Ontology annotation, cellular component: cytoplasm. Gene Ontology annotation, molecular function: 5'-deoxynucleotidase activity. Lineage: Eukaryota; Viridiplantae; Streptophyta; Magnoliopsida; Fabales; Fabaceae. The transcript has 8 exons. The record is from RefSeq and is a predicted model, not a curated record. Bases 111 to 815 code for a protein of 234 amino acids.